This is a messenger RNA of Drosophila bipectinata, 1837 nucleotides long. It is a transcript of the gene gskt, whose product is annotated as gasket. NCBI's taxonomy places the organism in Eukaryota, Metazoa, Arthropoda, Insecta, Diptera, Drosophilidae. Gene Ontology annotation, cellular component: cytoplasm. Gene Ontology annotation, biological process: protein phosphorylation. Gene Ontology annotation, molecular function: ATP binding; protein kinase activity. The record is from RefSeq and is a predicted model, not a curated record.
GGCUGUCAGCUCCAACGAACCCAUCAUAACCAUUCCAACACAUAGAACACUCAUCAAUUUUUUGUAUAAUUUAGCAGGUUUCGUCAGUUGAGCCGCAUCCUUUUUUUACAAAAAUUCAACAAUAGCCGCUAAAAAUUUGCACUAAAGACACUGGAUAUAUCCACUGAUUAUUUGCGGAUAGCCAGUAAUGGCAUCACCCGGUAAGAGCAAUGGUAUCAGCACCAAGAUCACCACCGUGGUGGCCACCAACGCCUACGGGCCGGACGUCAUGAGCGAGAUCAGUUACACGGACAGCAAGGUAGUCGGCAACGGCAGCUUUGGCGUGGUCUUUCAAGCCAAGAUGGUUCCUUCCAACGAGCCGGUGGCCAUUAAGAAAGUGCUCCAGGACCGGCGUUUCAAGAAUCGAGAGCUGCAGAUCAUGCGGAAGCUGCGACACGAAAAUAUAGUCACCCUCAAGUUCUUCUUCUACUCCAGUGGCGAGAAGCGGGACGAAGUUUACCUUAACCUCGUGAUGGAAUUCCUGCCGGAGACGCUCUACAAGGUGGAGCGCCAGUAUGCCCGGGCUAAGCAGACGCUGCCGGUGAACUACGUCCGCCUGUACAUGUACCAGCUCCUGCGGAGCAUGGCCUAUUUGCAUAGCCUGGGCUUCUGCCACCGGGACAUCAAGCCGCAGAACAUGCUACUGGAUUCCGAGUCCGGUGUCCUAAAGCUCUGCGAUUUUGGCAGUGCCAAGCAGUUGAUCUCCGGAGAACCGAACGUAUCGUACAUCUGCUCUAGGUACUACAGGGCACCCGAGCUGAUCUUUGGCGCCACAGACUACACCACCAAGAUCGAUCUAUGGAGUGCGGGCUGCGUGCUGGCCGAGCUUCUUCUGGGCCAGCUUAUCUUCCCCGGAGAUUCUGGGGUUGAUCAAAUCGUGGAAAUUGUAAAAGUGAUGGGCACUCCCACUGCCGAGCAACUGCACGACAUGAAUCCCCACUACAAGCAGUUCAAGCUGCCCCAGUUGAAGCCGCACCCAUGGGCCAAGGUAUUUCGGAUCCGCACUCCAGCCGAGGCCAUUGACCUGGUCUCCAAAAUGCUCAUAUACUCGCCCAACCAGCGGGUCUCGCCCUUGAUGGGCUGUGCACAUCCCUUCUUCGAUGAGCUUCGCCAGGAUCCCAACCAGCAACUGCCAAAUGGCCGACCCAUCCCGCCGCUAUUUAACUUUACGGAGUACGAGCGGACCAUCGAGCCGGAGGCCAUGCCGCUCCUGCAUCCGCGGCCUGCUGGUGCCAUGCAUGGGUCCACCCAGAGUGCUGCGUAUCGAAACCGGAAUACUGCCGGCGAGGAGAGCCCACGAAAGAUGAGUUCGGUGCAAAAGCAAGCCGGCGGACUUCAUCGCGAAACCGCCCCGGGAGGCUCUGGCAAGGUGAUGGGGACCCUGCCGCUCGUUCAUCGACACGAGGUGGGAAACGGCGACCACCUGGCAGUGGGCGAAGCACAAAUGGAAACCUUCAACGUGGAACAGGAUGAAUACGCUGAAAGCGAGGUGGAGGCAGAGGAGGGUGUGGACGAUGAGGCAGAUUUGGUUGAGGAUGCGGUGGACGAGAACGACUACGACGACGACGAUGUGCAGUUCAACAGCGCGGAUAGCAAUACCGCUAGCGAGGACAUGGACGAGGCAUCCGAUGAAGAGGACCUUGAGGAGGAGGAGGAUUGCGACUAGGACCUAAAAUGUGGUUUAACUUACAUCGUUUCCAUUUCAUUUUUAUUUACAAGAUCCUCGUCAAAGUCGUCACCAAGAACCCAGAACAGACCAAUAGAAACCAUUAAUUAGUACCUUAAGUAAAACUAAAAG